AUGGUUGCUGCUGAACACGCUACUUCCAACCCUGCAAACACCACCACUGGUGUCACUUACCUAAGCACUGCUGACCCUGUCGCCUCUGCAGCCAUCGCUGAGGACACCGUUUCAGUGAAUGCCACCAAGAACAUCACUUCUGCCCCUGCUGCAGACCUCACCGCAGCUUCUGCCAGCCAUACUGCUUCUACAAUCACUGCCAGAACUACCAUCACGUCUACAAUCAUUGCCAGAACUAUCAUCUCUACAUUCACCGCUAGAACACCAACCUCUAUGGAAAACCAGCCAACAGCCAGAGACAUGCAGAUCCAGUUAACGCUCAUCGUGUCUGUAAUGUAUUUCUCCUGUGGUGGCUUAGCUCAAUCCUUGACUCAGGCCAAGCUCUCGGUCAGCAGGGCUCGCACAAAAGUCGCCCGUUUUCGGUGCAUCUUGGAGAAUGUGGAUCUGGUGAGUGGAACCGUGCACUGGUACCGCCACACUCCGAGCCAGGGUUUCCACCGCAUUCUCUACGUGACAGGAGCCCGACCAAUUUACGACGGCGAUUUCGCCGACAGAUUCACAUCCGAAAACGUGCCGAAAGAGAAAAGCAGUCUGCUUGACCUAACAAACAUUGCGGAUAGCGACGCUGGAGUUUAUUACUGUGCCGUCUGGAGUGAACACGGGGUAAAGGUCUUCGGAACUGGGACUAAACUGAUAGUUACAGAUGCAAUUGUUCGGUCACCAAAAAUACAAAUGUUCCCUCCGAACAACACGGAACUGGAUAGAGAUAAAAAAGCGACCAUCGUCUGUCUCCUGACUGACUUCUUUCCCGAUGUCAUUCGGGUUCAAUGGACUAUCGGGGGAACGAGCGCAUCCGAAGACAAAGUGUCAACUGACUCAGUGGAAACACAAGCAAACGGCACUUACUCAGUGAUCAGUCGCCUGAAAAUCACUAAGUUUGAAUGGGACACGAGCAGCGUUCAUUGCAGUGCGGAGCAUGAACUACCUCCAAACAAAGCCACGAUUAACAAGGCCUCCAUUCCCGCUAACGCACAAAGUAAUGCUGCAACCCAGACGUGUUCGCCUAGUGUUCAGAACCUAACAACAAUCGAGACUAAAGAAUGGCCUUUGAGUUCACUGCAGUUGGCGUCUUUUACAUAUACACUGCUUCUGUUGAAGAGCGUGGUCUAUUGUGGGAUUAUCUCGUUCAUCUUGUACAAAGUGGAGUACCGUGACGUGAAGAAGCCACUUUAAUCCGGUAUCGACCACCUCCCAUUUCAAAAUUUGAUAACAGAUCUCUAUUUGGCUUAUGCUCCGAUUUCCUGUUUACACGCAGAAAUUGUACUUUUUAACUGUCAGUGUAUGAACAGCUUACAACUGUCAUGUAAAUAUAUCCGGGGCGGGGGAGGGGGUGGGGGUGUGGGGUGGGUGGUUAUUUUCAAUCUUGUGUGUGUGAAUAAUGAGCAAAGCCUUCUGUGUGGAUGACGCAUUCUUGUUAAUCAAGUUAAUGUGAUGGUUUCCAGAAGUAUUGCUUGAUGUUUCAAAUGCUGCACUUUGCGAAUCUUUCGCUACAACAAAAUUGUUGUCUUCAGUUAUAAGUUCAUUUUGUAAUUUUACUUCACAAUUUUGCAAAUUUGACAAUAAAGUAUAUUUCAAACUCA
Chiloscyllium plagiosum (whitespotted bambooshark) is the source of this 1640-nucleotide messenger RNA. Lineage: Eukaryota; Metazoa; Chordata; Chondrichthyes; Orectolobiformes; Hemiscylliidae. The record is from RefSeq and is a predicted model, not a curated record.